CACACUCGUCCAUUUCCCCACUUGGCACUCCUGGGGUCUUUUGUUGAUUCCCUGCUCCCACUUGCUACUUUCUUUCUUGCUUCAUCUGAGCAUUGCACAGUCGCGACACUCCUCUAGACGCGACCCAGGAGCUAUCCCCUUCCCACAUCUUGUAUACGUACAUACACACAUACACACACCAUGGCUGCGCAAGAGCUGCGAUAUGACGGCCAGACAGUUGUAGUCACGGGUGCUGGCGGUGGGCUGGGUCGCGAGUAUGCCGUCUUUUACGGCAGCCGUGGCGCCAACGUCGUCGUCAACGACCUCGGCGCCAGCUUCAAGGGCGAGGGCAAGGGCUCAGUGGCCGCCGACAAGGUCGUCGACGAGAUCCGCAAGGCAGGCGGCAAAGCAGUCGCCAACUACGACUCGGUCGAGAACGGAGAGGCCAUUAUCAAGACGGCCAUUGACAACUUUGGCCGCAUCGACAUUCUCAUCAACAAUGCCGGCAUUCUGCGAGAUGUCAGCUUCAAGAACAUGAAGCAGGCCGACUGGGAUCUCAUCUACAGGGUCCACGUCUACGGAGCAUACAAGUGCGCACACGCCGCAUGGCCAUACUUUAGGAAACAAAAGUACGGACGCCUGAUCAGCACCGCGUCCGCUGCUGGACUGUUUGGAUCGUUUGGACAGACAAACUACUCUGCCGCCAAACUCGCCCUCGUUGGCUUUACCGAGACACUCGCAAAGGAGGGUCUCAAGUACAACAUCCUCUGCAAUGUCGUCGCCCCCAUCGCCGCCAGCCGAAUGACGGAGACAGUCAUGCCCCCUGAGGUGCUUGCCAAGAUGAAGCCCGAGUGGGUUGUCCCGCUCGUCGCCGUCCUUACACACAAGUCGUCCAAGGAGACGGGCUCCAUCUUCGAGGCUGGUGCCGGCCACAUGGCCAAGCUGCGCUGGGAGCGCUCCAGCGGUGCUCGCCUCAGACUUGACGACACGCUCACUCCCGAGGCUGUUCUGGCCAAGUGGAAGGACGUUGUCGACUUCUCCAAGCCCGAGCACGCUCAAGGCCCGCCCAACCCUCUCGAGCAGAUUGAGCAGGCGCAACAGCUUCCUCCCAACCCCCAGGGCGAGAAGUUUGACCUCAAGGGCAAGGUCGCCAUCGUUACAGGUGGAGGCGCUGGUCUCGGCCGCGCAUACUGCUUGGAACUUGCCAAGCGCGGCGCCAAGGUUGUUGUCAACGACCUGGUCAACCCCGACAAUACUGUUCAGGAGAUUCAGAAGCUGGGUGGAGAGGCCGUUGGCAACAAGGCUGAUGUCCAGGACGGCGAGGCUGUUGUCAAGACGGCCAUUGACACAUACGGCCGCGUUGACAUCCUGGUCAACAACGCUGGUAUUCUCCGUGACAAGGCUUUUGCCAACAUGACCGACGAGCAGUGGGACCUCGUUCACAAGGUGCACCUGUUCGGCACCUACGCCUGCACCAAGGCUGCCUGGCCUCACAUGCUCAAGCAAAAGUACGGCCGCAUCAUCAACACCACUUCUACCAGCGGCAUCUACGGCAACUUUGGCCAGGCAAACUACGCCUCGGCCAAGUGUGGUAUCAUCGGUUUCUCCAAGUCCCUCGCUCUCGAGGGCAAGAAGAACAACAUUUUUGUCAACACGGUUGCUCCCAACGCUGGUACUCAGAUGACCCGCACCAUCAUGCCAGAGGAGGUUGUCCAGGCCCUCAAGCCUGACUACAACGUUCCUCUUGUGGUUCUUCUCGCCUCUGACAAGGCUCCUGAGCCAACAGGUGGAUUGUACGAGAUGGGCCCUGGCUGGUUCGCUGCCACCAGGUGGCAACGCACUGGCGGUCACGGAUUCCCCGUCGACGUCAAGCUUACCCCUGAGGCUGUCGUCUCGCAAUGGGGACGCAUCACCAACUUCGACGACGGCCGUGCUGACCACCCCUUCGACAACGCUAGCGGACUCAAGUCCAUCAUGGCAAACAUGGAGAACACGAGCAAGGGCAAGAAGGAGCAGAAGGAUUCCAAGACUAACGAGGAGGUCCUCGAAGCCCAGAGGAAGGCUUUGGCUGCCAAGGGCAAGGAGAGCCCCUUUGAGUACACUGAGCGCGACUCCAUCAUUUACAACCUCGGAGUUGGCGCAAAGCGCACUGAUCUUCCCUUCAUCUACGAAGGCCACGAGAACUUCCAGGUCAUCCCUACAUUCGGUGUUAUCCCUCCCUUCAACGCCGAGCACACAUUCAAGUUUGACGAAAUCGUCCCCAACUUUGACUUCCGCAUGCUUCUCCACGGCGAGCAGUUCCUCGAGAUCCGAAAGUUCCCCAUUCCCACCAGUGCCAAGCUCGUCUCGAUUCCCAAGCUGAUCGAGGUCGUCGACAAGGGCGCUGCUGGUCUGGUCGUUUACGGCAGCACCACAAAGGACGCCAACACUGGAGAGGAUAUCUUCUACAACGAGAGCACUGUCUUUAUCCGCGGCUCGGGUAACUUUGGCGGCCCCAAGAAGGGCACCGACCGCGGUGCAUCAACCAAGGUGUACACACCCCCCAAGCGCAACCCCGACACAGUCGUCGAGGAGCGCACAACAGAAGAGCAAGCAGCCCUGUACCGCCUGAGCGGCGACCUGAACCCUCUCCACGUCGACCCCGAGUUCAGCAAGGUCGGCGGUUUCCCCACGCCCAUCCUCCACGGCCUGUGCAGCUUCGGUAUCUCGGGCAAGCACAUUCUGCAAACCUACGGCCCUUACAAGAACAUCAAGGUCCGCUUUGCCGGCGUCGUGCUCCCCGGCCAGACACUCAUCACCGAGAUGUGGAAGGUCGGCAACACAGUCAUGUUCCAGACUAAGGUCAAGGAGACGGGUAAGCUGGCCAUUAGCGGUGCGGGUGUCGAGCUCAUGGGCGGCGCGAGCAAGUUGUAAAAAAAGUUAUCAUGGGCGGACUGGGUAGUGUUUGUUUUUGAUCCCGUCAAAGGGGAGGGGGUAUUUAUGCUAUGUUUGAGUAUGUAAAUUAUAUA
This is a messenger RNA of Exserohilum turcica Et28A, 2987 nucleotides long. RefSeq lists its product as uncharacterized. The transcript has 4 exons. The coding region runs from base 181 to 2892 and encodes 903 amino acids. Gene Ontology annotation, molecular function: oxidoreductase activity. Lineage: Eukaryota; Fungi; Ascomycota; Dothideomycetes; Pleosporales; Pleosporaceae. The record is from RefSeq and is a predicted model, not a curated record.